UGCGAAUUAGUUGGAUCUGGACAGCGACCUUUUCUCAUUUGUAGCCACGAUGAGAAAAAUGCCCAGGCAAAUUGAGUCAUUGACUCUCUCUCUCUCUCUCUAUUUAUAUAUAUACUAAUCACAAACUUCACACAAACCAAGGUUCAUUACUUCUUUCCUUGUUCAUUUGCCUCCCUUCUCAGACAAUUUUAGCUUCCUUUAUUUUGUUUUUCUUCCAUAUCAGGUCAAAUAUGAGUGAGGAUGCAAAUGGUAGCGAAGCCCAAGAAUCUCACUCAAAACGUCCAACUCCCAAACUCAAUCAGAGGAUCCUAUCUACUUUGUCAAGGAGAUCAGUUGCCGCUCAUCCUUGGCACGAUCUUGAGAUUGGACCCGAAGCACCUCUCAUCUUCAACUGUGUUGUUGAGAUAACAAAAGGAAGUAAGGUCAAAUAUGAACUAGACAAGAAGACAGGACUGAUUAAGGUUGAUCGGAUCUUAUAUUCGUCAGUGGUCUACCCCCAUAACUACGGUUUCAUUCCUCGCACUCUAUGUGAAGACAAUGACCCAAUGGAUGUUUUAGUCCUCAUGCAGGAGCCAGUUCUUCCUGGUUGUUUUCUGCGAGCCAAAGCCAUUGGACUGAUGCCAAUGAUUGAUCAGGGUGAGAAAGAUGAUAAGAUUAUUGCAGUCUGUGCUGAUGAUCCAGAGUACAGGCACUACACUGACAUCAAAGAGCUUGCCCCUCAUCGCCUUACUGAGAUCCGCCGCUUCUUCGAAGAUUACAAGAAGAAUGAGAACAAAACGGUUGCCGUUAAUGAGUUCUUACCUUCUAGUACUGCCACUGAUGCCAUCCAGUAUGCUAUGGACCUUUAUGCUGAAUACAUAAUGCACACCUUGAGGCGAUAGGCAGAGAAGCACAAACUAUAUUCCAAUUUUCUCAAUAAGUCAGUACUCAUUCCUAAUGACAAUUAAAGCAGAAGUUGAAAGUCCUUUGCAUAUUUUCUUAUUUAUUUAUUAUUAUUUUUAUUUGUUGUUGUUUGGUAAUUUUGAAUAAUUAUUUCUUUUUGGUAGUUAUAUGAUUACUGUUGGUUGUAUGGUUAAAACAAUUAUGUGGGAAGAGUUUACCAGGGAAUUUUUGUUACCUUUUAAUGUUUGAAUUUGAAGUUUAUUAUAAGAUCAAUUUAGAAUUUACUUCUUUAACUA
Molecule: messenger RNA, 1178 nt
Organism: Cornus florida
Lineage: Eukaryota; Viridiplantae; Streptophyta; Magnoliopsida; Cornales; Cornaceae
Product: soluble inorganic pyrophosphatase 3
Exons: 9
Coding region: 231-881 (216 amino acids)
Biological process (GO): phosphate-containing compound metabolic process
Cellular component (GO): cytoplasm
Molecular function (GO): magnesium ion binding; inorganic diphosphate phosphatase activity
Source: RefSeq, a predicted model, not a curated record